Messenger RNA from Candida albicans SC5314, 1578 nucleotides. It is a transcript of the gene DAL5, whose product is annotated as allantoate permease. Gene Ontology annotation, cellular component: plasma membrane. Gene Ontology annotation, molecular function: dipeptide transmembrane transporter activity; allantoate transmembrane transporter activity. Gene Ontology annotation, biological process: dipeptide transport; transmembrane transport; tripeptide transport. The record is from RefSeq and is a predicted model, not a curated record. NCBI's taxonomy places the organism in Eukaryota, Fungi, Ascomycota, Pichiomycetes, Serinales, Debaryomycetaceae. The coding region runs from base 1 to 1578 and encodes 525 amino acids. The transcript has a single exon.
AUGACCGAAAAAAAAGAAUUGGAAAACCAGACUAAUAUCCAACCGAUAAUAUCGUUCACCAAAGAAGAUAUCGAAGAUAAUAAACCACAUGUUUUAACUACAAUCAUUUCUCCCUCUGGCAAGGAGAUUGCUAUUACCAAUGAUGUUGAUCAAGCUAUGAAGCUCGCUCUUGAGCACAAGGGUGAAACCAUCGAGGUAGACAGUGUUCAGGCAAGUAAAUUACUUCGAAAAAUUGAUUUGUACUUAUUACCCGUUAUGUGCUUGUUGUAUUGCUUUCAAUUCAUGGAUAAAUUAACAACAAGUUAUGCGUCAGUGCUUGGGUUAAGAAAAGAAUUAAAAAUGCAAGGUGACAUGUAUAGUUGGACGGCUACUGCAUUUUACUUGGGAUAUCUUGUCUUUGAAUUCCCAGCCUCAAUGCUUUUGCAACGAUUCCCCGUUGCUAAAACAGUGUCAGUUUUCAUUAUUCUUUGGGGGAUGAUAUUGGCUUUGCAUUCUGUUCCCCAAUACCCAGGGUUUGUUGCCUUGAGAACUAUUUUGGGAAUGUUGGAACUGAGUGUGACACCCGCCUUCACUAUUAUUACAUCUCAAUGGUACAGAAAGGAGGAACAAUUCCUUAGAACUGCGUGGUGGUUUGCUUCUAAUGGUAUAGGUACUAUUGUAGGACUGGCUAUUGCUUAUGGGUUAUUUAAAAAUAAUGGAAACUAUUCUUUACCAGCUUGGAAACUCGUGUUUGUCGUCACUGGUUGUUUGACGAUAUUCUUAGGAUUCAUAAUUAUGGUUCAUAUCCCUGACACACCAGCAGGUGCUUGGUUUUUAACAGACGAGGAAAAAUUAAUGGUAGUGGAACGUAUAAGAACUAAUCAACAAGGUUUUGGUAACACACAUUUCAAAAAGCAUCAAUUCAUCGAAGCAUUGACUGAUCACAGAACUUGGUUGUUUUUUUUGUUUGCCUUAUCUGGUAAUAUUCCAAAUGGAGGCUUGACAAGUUUUGGUACCAUUUUGUUAAACGAAGAUUUUGGUUACACCCCAUCUAAAUCGCUUUUGAUACAAAUGCCCCAAGGAGCUGUUGAAAUUGUUGGGUGUGUUUUGUUUGCUUGGGUUUGCAAAUUUUUCCCAUCACGUAUGUUGAUGGGUAUUAUUACAACAUCUAUUGCUGUCUUAGCAAAUUGUCUCUUGGCUUUUUGCAAAGGCACUAGUGCAAGAUUGGCUGGUUUCUAUCUUAAUUUGUUAGGGCCACUUGGGUUCAUUUGCUGUUUGUCAUGUGUAUCUUCUAACGUUGCUGGGCAUACAAAGAAGGUGACCACCAAUGCCAUGUUCUUGAUAGCUUAUUGUGUUGGGAAUUUAAUUGGACCACAAACAUUUAUCAGUACACAAGCACCAGGCUACACCGGAGCAAAAGUUGCUAUUGUUGUUUGUGGGUUUGUUUCAUUGUUUAUAUUGAUUGCAAUCUAUGUUUCUUAUUACAUUGAAAACAAGAAAAGAAACUCAAGACCACCAGUUGAUAUGAGUCAUAUUGAAAACUACGAGUUCGCCGACUUGACAGAUAAAGAAAAUCCAAAUUUUAGAUAUAGCAUUUAG